Molecule: messenger RNA, 1973 nt
Organism: Falco peregrinus (peregrine falcon)
Lineage: Eukaryota; Metazoa; Chordata; Aves; Falconiformes; Falconidae
Product: coiled-coil domain-containing protein 63-like
Exons: 10
Coding region: 267-1925 (552 amino acids)
Biological process (GO): outer dynein arm assembly; cilium movement
Cellular component (GO): axoneme
Source: RefSeq, a predicted model, not a curated record
AGCGCCUUCCCUGCCUGCGGCGGGACAGGGGCUGAAUCCAGGCGAUAUCCCCCACUUACGCUCCCCGGGGGCUCUGCCCGCCGGCAUGGGGGGCCUUGGCCUCGCCGGGAUUUCUGUGGAAACCCAGGUACUGGACAGGGUGGAACAGCUCAAACCAUCUGUUCUUCCCCUACUUAUAAACUCAACAGGAGGAGUGUGUUUUGCGAUGACAUCACUACGGAUGCUCUCCUUUUAUUCAUCGCGCAGCCGUCUGUGAUGGUUUCCUCAUGUGCCAAACACGCGAGCGGGUGCUGAGGGACGGGCAGGGGGACACAAACACCCCCUUAACCAGCGUUUCAUUUCUCCCCUUGGGAAGCAGGUCUGUCCCCGCAGAGGCUCCAUCAUCCCCUUCCCGAGGCGUCUGCAGAGCAACCAGCAGAGUUAGCUGGAAGAAACGAUGGACUCCAAGAAAAGAAAUAGCGUCGCUGACUCAAGAACGCAAAGAGGUGUUAUUAACGCCGAGCCAGAUCCCAUCCCCAAGAAAUAGGAUGCGGGAUGAGAGGAAUUGUACGGGGCUCCAAGGCCUUUUGCAGACCAAAUAUCAGUGUGAUUCCCUGAUUAAAGACAGAAAAGCCCUGUUAGCGGAGCUGGACAAGGAGAUACUAGAGCUGGAAAAAAAGAUGGCGAGGCAAAACCGGGCGGCAGUGAAGGCGAAGCAAGCAAACAGUAGCAAACAGCUGCAAAAGCAGAUUGAGACACUGGAGCUGCAUCUAAACAACGUCACCGUCCAUUUCCAUACCAUCCUGUCCAGAAACAAAGAGCUCCGAGAAGAGAUUGAAAAGCUGCAAAUCCAGAAAGCUCUUUUGGGCAAGCUCUCCUUGAAGCUCCAUAAGAAGCUGGCUCAGCAGAGGAGAAGGAUGAACACUGCCGCUGAGCAGUGCACACAAGGCUACAAGCAGCGGAUGGGGGCUCUGGCAAGGAUUGCAGCCUUGAACAAAAGACACAUAGAAGACACAGUCCAGCGCAAUGUUGAGCUGCAGGAGCGGAAGCGUGCCCUAGAAAAGGAGAACAAACUAAAAAACUUCAUGCUGACCAAGUGCAGAGAUCGCUCGGAAUUGGAGGAAGUGGCCAAAAAGAGAAAAGCCCUGAAGGCAGCCCAGUGGGCCAAGCAGAGCCAAAUGGAGAGCUUCGAGAGCCAGGAGGUGGCUUACAGGCGCCUGCUGGAGCUGGCAGAGGACGGGAACUUUGACCGCCUGGUGGAUAACUUCAUCGAAAAGGAGGGGAAGAACUUUGCCUCCUUCAUCUACAUCACUGAGCUGAAGAACGAGAUGGAGAAGAUGAAGCAGAGGAUCAAGGAUGUCCAGAACGAAAUUACAACCCUUAUGAUGGACCGGGAGGACGCAGAGACGAGCAACUUCCAUGUCCUGCAGGAGCUGGAGGAAAAACUAGCGGAAACCACGAGGGAAGCCAACUGGUGCGAAGAGAGAUGCAAAGAGAGCAGCAGAGUCCUGGGCCAGAUCAAAUGUGGCGUGGAGGCCCUUUUGGAAGUAAUCGGUGGCGAUGCUACGAAGACAACGGAGCAGCUUGGAGAAAAUGGGCAGAUCACGGAUGGGAAUCUGACGCGGAUUUUAGGUCUCGUGGAGAAGGAGACCAACGAGCUCCUGCUGAUGGAGAGCGUCCUGCGCUACACGCGGGCUGAGGGCUCGCAGCCGGCCCAGCCCUUCGCCAGCCCGCUCCUGGGCACCACCAGCCUCCCGUGGGUGAUGGAUCGGGCCCGGCUCUGCCCGCCGCCCCCCGCCCUGGACAGCACCCCCGCCGACAUCGCCGCCUGGGAGGUGCCGCUGGGCCACGGGCAGCUGCACCAGCUGGUCCUCCAGAGCUGCGAGAAGGAGCUGGGCCACGCUGCCGCUGCCGCCAAGAAGGGGAGCAAGAGCCUCAAGGACUGAGAGCCCGGCACGGAGGAAUGAAAUAAACAGUUCCGCUCCUCAGCUGCC